Messenger RNA from Poeciliopsis prolifica (blackstripe livebearer), 1926 nucleotides. Its product is annotated as O-acyltransferase like protein-like. Lineage: Eukaryota; Metazoa; Chordata; Actinopteri; Cyprinodontiformes; Poeciliidae. The record is from RefSeq and is a predicted model, not a curated record. Gene Ontology annotation, molecular function: acyltransferase activity, transferring groups other than amino-acyl groups. The coding region runs from base 1 to 1926 and encodes 641 amino acids. The transcript has 15 exons.
AUGAAGGAUAUCAACACGUUCCUUUGGGAAUUAAACCAGGACAAGCCAGAGGAAUAUGCUGCUCUCAUGUAUGACUCCUUUGGAAAGAUGGGCAGCAGUGUUAAAGAAGGUAACGUGAACCAGCCUGGUUCGCCGCAGCAGUGUCGCUCGGCCAUCGGCCCCAGCUUCUCUGCUCAGUACUGCCAGGUGUUCCUGAAGCAGGGAGCAACACAGUAUUUUGUGGGUAUUUGUGUUCCUGACUCAUGUGGGGAAGACGAUGUGAAGCAACUGGUGCAGUGUGACAGACUUCAGCUUAACCAGAAGUCCCUCCUUAGUCCAUUACCUCCAAUCCUGACCAAUCAGUCUUCUUGGGAGCUGAUUAUGACUCACUGUAUGGCUGACGCAGUUGCUCUUGAUGCAUCAGACAUUGCCUGCAUGUGUGUGUGUUGCGUAAUGUUAGCCAUUCCUCUUGUGGCCACCCUGUUCACAGCCUUAAGAAGAUUAGAGCAGAGCAGCAUGGUCAAUCCCACAAUAGAGUUUUCCCAUUUAAACUUUUAUGGCACCCUGAAAACCAAUGACAAAGAAAUGAAUGGGGCCACAUUAGAGGAAAAUGGCAGAAUUGGACCUGCUGGACAGUGUCUUUCUCGAAGCUGCGUUUCCAGCUGCUUUCAAGCACUCUCCUUGCAGACAACAAGCAAGGAAGUCCUCAGCACCGCCUCCUCUUCCCGAUGUGAAAAUUACACCUCUCUGAACGGCAUCCGUGUCCUCAGUUUGCUGUGGAUUAUAUGUGGCCAUUCUGCACAGUUCCCAGUUAUUAACAACCUAGAUAAUUACAAAACAUGGAGGAAAGCAGUUGAAAGCAGCCCAGUAUAUGUGCUCACCAUAAGCGGGCCUGUUUUUCUCGCUGUUGACACCUUCUUACUGCUGGGAGGUUUACUCAGUGCCAGGUCUUUGCUGAGCUCAAUCGACAAGGCAGAAGGCAAUUUAAGUCUCGGUCUGGUCGCAAACUAUCUCUUCAAGAGGAUUAAAAGGGUUCAGCCUUUACAUCUGUUUACAGUGUGUCUCACCAUCAGCAUCAUCUCUUUGGUGCGGCAGGGACCCUACUGGUUCCCAUUUGUUGAAAUGUUGAUGGACUGCAAGGCUUACUGGUGGACUAACUUACUGCUGGUUAGCAAUCUCCUACCAGUCCAUGAGAUUUGUAUUCCCUGGACUUGGUACCUGUCUCUGGACUUCCAGUGUUUCGCCACAACCCCCCUGCUGGUCUAUAUUUAUAGACUUAAAAGAAGUGUGUUUGCUAUUGUGGUAGGAGGCCUUUUGGUGAGCACUACUGUGGCCAGUGCUGCUAUAACCGCACACCUCCACCUUCCAGUCUUUCAGCCAUCCACAAUAACAUCAGACAGCUAUGUUUUGCAUUAUUAUGUGAAACCGUACACAAGAUAUGGACCGUUUCUCAUAGGGAUCCUAACAGGAAUAUACCUGACAAGAAAGAAAGAUCAACUAUUAAAGGGAAGGUGGCAAGUAGCGCUUGGUUGGUUCUGCUGUUUUUCUCUGAUGGUUUUGCUGAUCGGACUGGCCUACUUCCUGAAAGAAACCCCACCUUAUCCAUCUGCGGCUCAUGCUCUAUAUCAGGGGUUGCACAGACCAGUCUGGGCCCUGACAGUGAGUUGGAUCAUACUAGCCUGUGAGGAGGGCUGUGGAGGUUUUAUCCAGACAUUCUUGUCCUUUUCUUUCUGGGUUCCACUUUCCAACAUUAGCUUUGCCUGUUAUCUGAUACAUCCCGUCUUCAUCGUCCUCUACAAUGGCAUGCAAGAGACGCCGAUCCACUACACAGACAUCAACUUUAUGUACCUGUUCCUCGGCCAUCUGGUCCUGACUCUGGCAGUCGGCUGCGCUCUCACUGUGUUGGUUGAGAAACCCUACCGCUUCCUGAAACCCAAAUGCAUCUAG